Molecule: messenger RNA, 547 nt
Organism: Durotheca rogersii
Lineage: Eukaryota; Fungi; Ascomycota; Sordariomycetes; Xylariales; Xylariaceae
Exons: 2
Coding region: 217-507 (96 amino acids)
Source: RefSeq, a predicted model, not a curated record
UCCGUCAUCCGGGGCAAGGCAGUCGAGGCUGGAGCCAAAGCAGAAUAGCAAUACCGAUCCUCUUUUUUUUUUUUAUCGCGUCAGCUGGCCACGCAGGCAGACCUACUCUAUAACCUCGUGAGCAGCGAAGUACAUGUGCCGCAUUCUGAUUCACCUGUCGUAGGGGAUGUUCGCAUGUAGUGCAGUUCUAGAAUCAAGCCACCGCGACGCCUCGAGAUGCCUCCAAGUCCCCUCCCCCAUCCUCGCCUCUUUUCGGCCCCCUUUUUUUUUCGCGCUUUUUGGGGGCUUUCUGGGAAGGAAACACAGCGCGUCUGCCACGACCUAGAUGUGAUGAAUCUCGCAGCCGCAACGGCAACGUCUUCGACGUCCGUCCGUCCACCUGUCUGUCCCUGUUCUGGCGUGUCUAUAGGAGCCGGCAUUUCCCACCACCCCCUCGCGCGUAAAGUAACCAAUAACGCGGACGUUUACCCCGGCGCCCGUAACGUCGCGACUUAUGUACCAGUCUAGCUUCUCCGCGGACGGGACGGAGAGGGGCAGGCUCUCCUCU